UUUAGAGCUUCUGAGAUGGUUGAACAUAGAUGGUUGUUCAAGGUUGGAGUCAUUUUCGGAAAUGGGAUUACCCUUUUCUUUAAAAAGUCUACGUAUCAUAUCAUGUAAUAUGCUCAUGGAAAAUCGCAUGAAAUGGAAUUUACAAAGACUCCCAUCGUUGAUUGAGUUAUUUCUUAAGAAUUAUGGAGGAGCGGUGGAUUCAUUUCCAGAAGAAUGGUUGCUCCCACCUUCUUUAACUCAUCUUUGGAUCCGUGGAUUUGAUAAGCUUACAGCUCUGAACGGCAAAGGUUUUCACCACCUCACCUCACUUCGACAAUUGGAACUUUAUUCCUUGAAAAAGCUAGAGUGCUUGCCAGCAGAAGGACUGCCCCAGACUCUUACUGUUUUGAGUAUAUUUGGUUGUCCUCUGUUAAAGCCCAGGUGCAAGGAAGGAACAAGGGAAGAUUGGCCCAAGAUUCAACACAUACCUAACUUAAACACAGAUCACUGGCAUUUCUACAAUACAUGAGGUGAGGAGUUGUCGCUGUGUUUUUCAACUUCUUUAUCUCUUGAUGAUGUUGGUGUCACCCUUCAAUCUUCUUUGGCCCAAUUUGGUGGGGUUUAGAUGCUGAUGAUCAUUGCCCUUUGGCCAAGUGUCCCAUUGCUUCUGGGACUGCUAUAGAACAAUAUCAUGUUUUCUGAUAGAUUUGGUCUUUACUCAAAACUGUUAUGUUAGCUGGAAGUUUGUUGACAAGAUGACAUGUUGAUUUUGUUUCUAUUUGGCCAAUCAUCUUUUCAACUUGAAGUCUCUCAUUGGUCAUAAGGGUCUAUAAAUAUUCUAAGGCUGAUGUUUAGAGUAACUUGAUGUGGAUGUUUGAAUCAUCUGUGAUGUGAAUGUUUGAAUCAUCUGUUUUGUAUUUACUGUGUGAAAAGACAAAUCUUCUUGUAUUUCAAGUGUAAUAGUUGUGUACUAUUUGUUGUUUUUGUA
Messenger RNA from Humulus lupulus (European hop), 967 nucleotides. Its product is annotated as putative disease resistance protein RGA3. The transcript is spliced from 2 exons. The record is from RefSeq and is a predicted model, not a curated record. Lineage: Eukaryota; Viridiplantae; Streptophyta; Magnoliopsida; Rosales; Cannabaceae. The coding region runs from base 62 to 508 and encodes 148 amino acids.